This is a messenger RNA of Euleptes europaea (tarantolino), 2133 nucleotides long. It is a transcript of the gene ACSL5, whose product is annotated as acyl-CoA synthetase long chain family member 5. The coding region runs from base 73 to 2118 and encodes 681 amino acids. The transcript has 21 exons. The record is from RefSeq and is a predicted model, not a curated record. Gene Ontology annotation, biological process: long-chain fatty acid metabolic process. Gene Ontology annotation, molecular function: arachidonate-CoA ligase activity. Gene Ontology annotation, cellular component: membrane; mitochondrion; endoplasmic reticulum. NCBI's taxonomy places the organism in Eukaryota, Metazoa, Chordata, Lepidosauria, Squamata, Sphaerodactylidae.
AGAAAAUCUCAGUCUUAAGGAAGCAGCAGACCUGCUUACUUGUCAGCUAGCCCUGUGUACUGAUCCAGCAGGAUGAUUUGGAUACUUCAGUUCUUGUUUUCACCGCUCCCAACUCCAGCUUUGAUUGGUCUUGUUACUUUUGGAGCAAGUGUCUUCCUAUGGGUGAUAAGCAAACCAAAACCAGUUGAACACCCUGUUCCCUUGGACAAGCAGUCUGUUGGCACAGAGGGAGGAGCUAGAAGGAGUGCACUCAUACCUGAAGGCAAGCUGCUUUCAUAUUACCAUGAGGAUGCAAAGACACUGUAUGAAUGUUUCAAAAGAGGACGGUAUGUGUCGGAAAAUGGUCCUUGCUUAGGAUACAGAAAGCCAAAACAACCUUAUCAAUGGCUGUCUUACCAACAGGUUCUAGAUAGAGCUGAAUGGCUGGGUUCAGGCCUCCUGCAUAGAGGACAUAAACCAUCACCUGACCAAUUUAUUGGCAUCUUUGCUCAGAACAGACCAGAGUGGAUAAUCUCUGAGCUUGCCUGCUACACCUAUUCGAUGGUUGCUGUUCCCCUGUAUGAUACCCUAGGGCCAGAGUCACUUGUGUACAUUGUUAAUAAAGCUGAUAUCUCUACAGUGAUCUGUGACAAACCUGACAAGGCCCAGAUGCUGCUUGGAAACUGUGAACAAGGGAAGACCCCAGGACUGAAGACCAUUAUUCUGAUGGAUCACUUUGAUAACAAAAUAAAGGAAAGGGGAGCUGCCAUAGGAGUUGAACUCCUUUCACUAAAAGAAGUUGAGAAAUUGGGCAAAGACAACUUAAGCAGACCAGUUCCCCCCAAACCAGAGGAUUUGUGUAUUAUCUGUUUCACCAGUGGAACCACUGGUAAUCCUAAAGGAGCCAUGCUAACACAUGAGAAUGUUGUUGCUGAUGCAGCAGCCUACCUAAAGAGCCUAGAGGUAUCUCCUUGUCGAACAUCUGAUUGCUCUGUGUCGUACCUUCCUUUGGCUCACAUGUUUGAAAGGGUAGUGCAGACCGUAAUGUACAGCAGUGGAGCACGAGUGGGGUUCUUCCAAGGAGAUAUUAGAGUUCUGACAGAUGACAUGAAAGCUCUGAAGCCAACAAUCUUUCCAGUAGUGCCAAGACUGCUCAACAGGAUCUAUGACAAGAUACAAAGUGGUGCUCAAACGACAUUCAAACGUCUUCUGCUAAAUAUUGCUGUGGCUAGGAAGCAUGCUGAAGUGAAGCAGGGCAUUCUCCGAAACACGAGUAUCUGGGACAAGCUAGUAUUCAACAAAAUUCAAGACAUCAUGGGUGGGAAAGUGCGAGUAGUAGUAACUGGAGCUGCUCCAAUAUCUCCAUCUGUCUUGAGAUUCCUCAGAUCAGCUUUUGGAUGCCAGAUUUUUGAAGCAUAUGGUCAAACAGAAUGCACUGCUGGCUGCACUUUCUCAUUAGCAGGAGACUGGACAACAGACCAUGUUGGGCCGCCACUUGCCUGCAACCUCAUAAAGCUUGAUGAUGUUGCUGAAAUGAACUACUUUGCAGCUAACAAUGAAGGGGAGAUUUGCAUUAAGGGGCCAAAUGUAUUCAAGGGUUACCUAAAGGAUCUAGAGAAAACAGCAGAAGCCCUUGAUAAGGAUGGGUGGCUUCAUACUGGAGACAUUGGGAAAUGGUUACCGACUGGAGCCUUGAAGAUCAUUGACAGAAAAAAGAACAUUUUCAAACUUGCUCAAGGAGAGUACAUUGCACCAGAGAAAAUAGAAAACAUCUACAUCAGAAGUGCGUCUGUAGCACAGGUCUUUGUGCAUGGGGAAAGCUUACAGUCUUUCUUGGUUGGUGUGGUAGUUCCUGACGCAGAGACUCUUCCAGAGUUUGCAACAAAGUUGGGAGUGAAGGGUUCAUACGAAGAACUGUGCAAAAAUGUAGCAGUGAAAAAAGCUAUUGUGGAUGACAUGAUCAAGCUGGGGAAAGAAGCUGGCCUUAAGUCUUUUGAACAGAUAAAGGACAUCUACCUUCAUCCAGAAAUGUUCUCAGUUGAAAAUGGACUCUUGACCCCAACACUAAAGGCAAAGAGAGCAGAGGUAUCGAAACGCUUCAGGAACCAGAUUGAUGCCCUUUACGCUUCUAAUAUGUAAGGAGGCAAAGGCUAG